CUUCUUCACACAGGUGGCAGCUCAGUUUUAGAGGUUCGAACACUGUUUGUCAGUGGACUGCCUAUGGACGCAAAACCCAGGGAAUUGUAUUUGCUAUUCAGAGCUUAUAAGGGUUACGAAGGAUCACUUCUAAAAAUCACGAAUAAAAACGGAAAAAACACGUCACCGGUAGGAUUCGUCACUUUCAGUUCCAGAACAGCCGCAGAAACAGCGAAACAAGAUUUACAG
Molecule: messenger RNA, 228 nt
Organism: Candidula unifasciata
Lineage: Eukaryota; Metazoa; Mollusca; Gastropoda; Stylommatophora; Geomitridae
Source: the annotation of a GenBank genome assembly